AUGUGCAAGUUUCGUGGGCCGAUGGACAGGUGGCGCGGCGGCGGGAUCAUGACGGGGGACAACGAGUUGCCGGAGAGAGAGAAGUUGGGGGCCGGAGGUGACGACGGUAUCGGGUCGGGUCGACCCAACGGAGCGAAGAAUCCGACUUGGCGGAUUAUCGGGUCGCGGACUGCGCGGGGGACUACCCGGCGAGGGUCCAUAGGUCCCCGGCGGAUAAUGGAUCGGUCAUGGGGCCUUAUCAAAGAUAUAAGUAGGAGUAAGAGACACAUGAUGAAGCUUCGGGCCAUCUGCAUUUUCGAACGAAGUUUCAAUGCCUUGGAAAUAGUGUUCCAUGAUAAUGAGAUUUGA
This is a messenger RNA of Striga asiatica, 348 nucleotides long. The record is from the annotation of a GenBank genome assembly. Lineage: Eukaryota; Viridiplantae; Streptophyta; Magnoliopsida; Lamiales; Orobanchaceae.